AUGGCUUCCUAUGCAGCCGAGGAAGUGUUGCAACAGUACCUGGCAAAGUACGGUGCAAGGCCACGCACACCAGAUCAGCUAUGUGCGUUCGCGAGACAUAGUGGCCAGAACCUCACAUUUGCCCUGGCGCGACGGGUGCUGGCAGCCACCGGUACCUCCGCGAGCCAACAGGCUGGAUCGUCGUCAGGAUCAUCAGCAUCCGCAUCAUCGCCUGCAUCACCUGCGGCCGUGGACGCGGGGGGAUGGUUGCAGCAAUAUUCCCGGGACUAUGGCCACCCCCCUUCCUCAGCUCAGCAGCUUUGCGCAUUUGCCACGCAUCGCGGUGGCAGCCUGUCUUUCGCGGAUGCACGGCUUGCCAUGGGCGAGACAGUACCUCCGCCGAUCCCAGAGAGUUCGAGAUUCCCGUGGCUGCAGGACCUGUUCGCGCUCAAUCAGCACUAUCGCACGUUGGCUACGAUGAUUUUCGCAAGAUUAGACAUGCAGCAGAAUUUCGACAUCGAGCAGCCGGUGGCGGCGCCGACGGUCUCUGCGAGGCUACCCUUGCAAGACAUUGCCAGGCUCAUGGCCUUAGCAAAACCUGCCACCGUGCAGGAGGGUUUCGAGUGCUCCAUAUGCUUGAGCACGCAUAGCCCAUGUGCACCGCCAAAGUGGGUCCAACUACCGUGUUUGCAUGUCUUUCACCGGAGUUGCUACCGUGAGCUGGUGCAAUACAGCUGCUUCAACUUGAUGUUGAACUGCCGUUGUCCCUUGUGCAGGCUUGACUUAUGGGAGGCGCUAAAUCAGGCGCACACCUGGAAUUCGUCAAGGACUUCCCGAAGUUAG
Symbiodinium necroappetens is the source of this 822-nucleotide messenger RNA. NCBI's taxonomy places the organism in Eukaryota, Dinophyceae, Suessiales, Symbiodiniaceae. The record is from the annotation of a GenBank genome assembly.